CCAUUUUGUUGAGGUCGGCAUGUCCGCUCCCGGUCGCAGUUCUGUGAUGACGGAUCGGGCGGGUCCGACACACAAAGCAUUUGACCGAAAGUCUCUGUGGUUUCUCGGUGAUGUUGUUAUCCAGGAAGAUGGCUUCGCUGUUUGGAAAACUACUUGUGUUAUUGGCGUUGAUCUUGGAAAAUAGAGGUGAUGUUUUCGGAAACGCGGUGGAACAGAAAAUCUACGUGAAGUUGAACAACACCGCCCCCUGUGUUCGUUUGCUGAACUCCACCCACCAGAUCGGUUGCCAGUGUAACCUCUAUCUCAUCUCUGGAGACACGGGUGUGAUCCACGUGGUGGAGGUUCUGUCUGAUCUGGACUGGGUUCUGACGGCCGGUCCGAACCCCCCCUACAUGGUUCUGCUGCAGGGGGAGCUCUUCAGCAGAGAGUUGAUGAUGAAGAUAAAGGAUUCGCCUCGUGUGGCUGGCGUUGCCGUGGUGAUCCCCAAAACUGCCCCUAGCAACGGUUUCUCGCCUCACCAGAGCUGCCCCAACGAAGAGACAGGCGUGUAUUCAGACAGCUAUGGCCCGCAGUACUCUCACUGUAACAGGACCCUGUGGAACCCGCUGGGGGACGGCCUGUCUUAUGAAGAUUUUCACUUCCCCGUCUUCAUGAUGAGGGAUGAGAACGAGACCAGCGUCAUUAAAAAGUGUUUUCUGGAUCACAACGUCCCUGUGAAUGGCUCUGUGCCCCCGUACCCGCUGUGUGCCAUGCAGCUGUACUCUCACAUGCACGCUGUCACCAACUCAGCCACCUGCAUGAGGAGGAACGACAUACAGAUGAGCUUCAGCAUCAACCCAGACGUGGUUUGUGAUCCCCUCAGUGAUUAUAAUAUCUGGAGCUCCAUGAAACCCCUCAAUACCUCCGGACGGGCGGGACCGGAGGAGAGAGUCGUCAUAGCAACAGCCAGGCUGGACAGUCGCUCGUUUUUCUGGGAGAUCGCUCCGGGGGGAGACAGCGCGGUGUCCGGUUUCGUGACUCUGCUGUCGGUCGCUGAAGCGCUGGUGAAAGCAGUGGAGAAUCUGACCGCCCCGCUCCCCAAAAACAUCCUGUUUGCGUUCUUUCAGGGGGAAGUGUUUGAUUACAUUGGCAGUUCUCGGAUGGUGUACGACAUGCAAGGGAAGUUUGUCAUCGGCCUGGAGAAUAUUGACUCCAUUGUGGAGAUCGGACAGGUGGGCUUGCGGAACGGGUCAAAACUGUGGAUUCACAGCGACCCGAUAUCCCGGAAAAACAGCUCGGUCAACGAGGAGGUGAUCAAUCUGGUUAGCGGACUCAGUAGCGCCAGCUCCGGUUUGAACGUGUCGGUCUCUGAAGCUGGCUUUUCACAGCCUCUUCCCCCAGCUUCCUUCCAGAGGUUCCUGAAGGCUCGACCAAUCCCUGGCGUCGUCCUGACGGACCACCAAUCAGCUUUCAACAACAGGUUCUAUGAGAGCUCCUACGACACGGCUGGUAACCUGCGUGUGAGGUACCCCAGCGGACUGAGCCCGGAACAGCAACUGGACUUCAUCACCGACACAGCCAGG
Acipenser ruthenus (sterlet) is the source of this 1562-nucleotide messenger RNA. It is a transcript of the gene ncstn, whose product is annotated as nicastrin. Lineage: Eukaryota; Metazoa; Chordata; Actinopteri; Acipenseriformes; Acipenseridae. Gene Ontology annotation, cellular component: membrane. Gene Ontology annotation, biological process: Notch receptor processing; protein processing. The record is from RefSeq and is a predicted model, not a curated record.